AUGACCAUGGCCGUGGACUCCAGCCAACAGCGCUACCUCAACAACUUUGACCACAUGAAUUCCUACUCACAUCACACGGCCGCCGCGCCACACUUUACCAACCCGUGGACCGCGCCGUCCGGCGCCAGCCAGCAGAAUGCCUACAGCAGCAUGCAGCAGCACCCGUCGCUCGGUGGCAUUGACAGCCUGCGCCAACAUCACCAGCAACAGCAGCCGCAGCCACAUCAACAGCUUCCGCAGCCUCACUCGCAGCAGCCGCAGCAGCCGCACCAUCACCAGCUGCCACAGCCCUCACCACACCACCACCAGGCGCCACACCACGCACAGCACUCGCCCGUGACGCAGCAGCACCCGCAGCAGCAAUCCCCGAGCCACCACCAGCAGCCGCACCCGCACCACCAGCAACAGCAGCAGCAGCAGCACCAGCACAGCCAUCAGCAGGCACAGGCGCAACGGACACCACAGGCGCAGCAGCAGUCCCUCCAGGGCCCGCCGCGUCCGCCCAGCCAGCAGCCGCUGCCGCCUGCGCCCACCCUGCACCGCAACGGCAGCACCAGCAUGGCCCCCAGCGCGCCGAUGGCGUACGGCACGGCCGGCGGCAUGGCCGUCUCGCUGCCGCAGGCCGGUGCCCUGGGCGGCGCCACGACGACGAGCGCGGGCUACGCCGACUCCAGCAACUUGGCCGCCUCGUACUCGGCUCCCUCGCCCAUCCACCCGACGGCGGCGUAUGCCGCGGCCGCCACGCCGUACGACCAGAUGGGCUACGCACCCGCGACGACGAUGCGCGGCGCGGCGCCGCCGCCGCCCGGUGGCGCCUUUGGCCUUGAUGCGUCGGCGGCCGAGGUGGCCCGCCGCUUCUCGCAAGACGCGGCGGCGGCGGCAGCGGCGGCGGCCGCUGCUGGGGCGCACCAGGGCGACAACCGCCGCGGGUUCCAGGACGCGCUCGAGGCCAGCCAGGGCAUGAUGUCGCUCAACAGCCAGGACACGCCGCGGCCGCUGGGGUACCCGAGCACCACCGCUGGCGGCGGCAGUGCGGGCAGCAACGGCCUGGCCCGCUCGGCGCGCGGCUCGGCCGACUCGUACGGGUUCCCCUCGACGGCGCACAGCACGAGCUCGAGCGUGUCGAGCCAGAGCUUCGGCGGCUUCUACACGACGGGCGGCAGCUCCAUCGACUCCAACUCCAACAUCAGCGACUACUCGGGCUCCGACAUGGAGGGCGUCUCGUCGCGCCGGCACCACCACAUGCUGCACGGCGGCGUGCCGCCACCGCCGGCACCGCACCACCACGGCGUGCACGGCGCAGCCGCCGCGGUGCACCCGGGCCAGCGCCACCAGCCGCCGUUUGUCGGGUCGGUGCCGCCGGCGCCGCAGUCCAUGAUGGGCCAGUUCAGCUCCAAGAUGACCAACUCGGCGCAGAAGAAGCACAAGUGCAAGGUGUGCGACAAGCGCUUCACGCGGCCCAGUUCGCUGCAGACGCACAUGUACAGCCACACGGGCGAGAAGCCCUUCCGUUGUGAGGUUCCCGGAUGUGGCCGCAACUUCAGCGUCGUGUCCAACCUGCGCCGUCAUCGCAAGGUCCACAAGGACCUGACGCCGUCCGAGGCCGGCUCAGACGACCACCACAAUUCGGAGUAG
Molecule: messenger RNA, 1635 nt
Organism: Sporothrix schenckii 1099-18
Lineage: Eukaryota; Fungi; Ascomycota; Sordariomycetes; Ophiostomatales; Ophiostomataceae
Exons: 2
Coding region: 1-1635 (544 amino acids)
Biological process (GO): regulation of transcription by RNA polymerase II
Cellular component (GO): nucleus
Molecular function (GO): RNA polymerase II cis-regulatory region sequence-specific DNA binding; DNA-binding transcription factor activity, RNA polymerase II-specific
Source: RefSeq, a predicted model, not a curated record